Molecule: messenger RNA, 992 nt
Organism: Kickxella alabastrina
Lineage: Eukaryota; Fungi; Kickxellomycota; Kickxellomycetes; Kickxellales; Kickxellaceae
Exons: 1
Coding region: 41-691 (216 amino acids)
Source: RefSeq, a predicted model, not a curated record
CUCGCCCGCCUCGCCCCUGUGCUGCCACGUCACUGAGCGCAUGCGCUUGGACACGGCCGUGCGCCGCAGCGCCGAUGCGUGCGGGCUGGUGGGCGUCGAGGACACGGCUGCCUCGGAGACGCUGGCUGCGCGCCUGCCGCGGCCCCCACCCUCGGCCUCGGCCUCCGGCGCGCCCUCCUCCUUCCCCCCGUCCCUUCCCUUUGCGCGGUGGAAAAACGCGCGGAUCGCCGACAUGCUGCUCCGCCGCCGCGCCUUGUCCUCGGCCACCACGCGCUGCGCCGCCGCAACCGGCGGCAACGCCGGCGGCGGCGUGGCCGCCUUGGGCGAUGCAGGGAGCCUCGGCAUCGGAACCGAGAAUCCCCGGGGCGCCCUUGCUGGCGAGUCAACCGCCGCUGCCACGCCCUCGCUGCCGUCAUCGCUGACGCUGCCGCUGCUCGUGCUUCCGCUGCCUGCGCUGUGCUCCGAGUCAGACGACCACUCCACGCCCUGCGCUGCAUUGCUUCUGUUUUCCCACUUGCCAAAUAAAUCGCCUGUGCUGCCGCCCUUUGUCCGCCGCCUGCCUAUCCGCCGCCCCUUUUCCGUGCGCCGCCCCUCCCACCACCUCUGGUGCGUCUGCAUCCACUCUGUGCUUAGUGAUCCGAUCAAUACUCGUACUGCCAUGCUGACCCCAUCCUUUUCCCACUGCUCUUGACUCAUUUGGAACACCUCUGUUUCGUCAUUAGUCGCAUGGCUGUAGUCGCAGGAGAGUGGCUUCAGGACUUGUUUGUGGACUGCCGCUUUGUCUCUGUACCGGUCCUCUAUGUUUUCGGAACCGUGCAUUUAGACUUGAAAUAACAAUGGAAUUUAGAAUUGGGGGAUAACAGAUAGAAAAAAAGAAUAUAAAAGCUAUAAUAAUAAAAAGAACAACGGGGGAGGAGAUAAUAAAAAACACAAUAGCCAUACAGCAAGACAAACAUAGAUAAACACUAUUUUGUAUGCAAAUCGCCCCCGGC